AUGACUCACCAUUGUACCAAGUUUUCCGGCCACUGGAAGAUCAUUGUCUACGACGAGGAGUGCUUCCAGGGUCGCCGCCAUGAGUUCACUUCUGAGUGCUGCAACGUGAUGGAGUUUGGAUUUGAGAGCGUGCGCUCCCUGAGAGUGGAGAGCGGAGCUUGGGUGGGUUAUGAGCAUGCCUCCUACCAGGGACAGCAGUUUGUGCUGGAGAGAGGAGAGUAUCCUCAGUGCGAUGCUUUUGGCGGAAGCAAUGCCUACCACAUCGAGAGGAUGACCUCCUUCAGGCCUAUUGCCUGUGCUAACCACAGAGAAUGCCGUAUGACCAUCUAUGAGCGUGAGAACUUCCUUGCUCGCAAGGGCGAGCUCAGUGACGAUUACCCCUCACUCCAGGCCAUGGGCUGGUGCAACAAUGAAGUUGGUUCCUUCAAGGUCCAGUCUGGAGCAUUUGUGUGCUACCAGUACCCUGGAUAUCGUGGAUACCAGUACAUCAUGGAGUGUGAUCGUCACUGUGGAGAGUACAAACACUUCAGGGAGUUUGGAUCCCACUGCCAGACCCCUCAAAUCCAGUCCAUCCGCCGUAUUCAGCAGUAA
Knipowitschia caucasica is the source of this 591-nucleotide messenger RNA. The record is from the annotation of a GenBank genome assembly. NCBI's taxonomy places the organism in Eukaryota, Metazoa, Chordata, Actinopteri, Gobiiformes, Gobiidae.